Messenger RNA from Aspergillus pseudotamarii, 2433 nucleotides. RefSeq lists its product as uncharacterized. Bases 1 to 2433 code for a protein of 810 amino acids. Gene Ontology annotation, biological process: DNA-templated transcription. Gene Ontology annotation, cellular component: nucleus. The record is from RefSeq and is a predicted model, not a curated record. NCBI's taxonomy places the organism in Eukaryota, Fungi, Ascomycota, Eurotiomycetes, Eurotiales, Aspergillaceae. The transcript is spliced from 5 exons. Gene Ontology annotation, molecular function: DNA binding; zinc ion binding.
AUGCACAAUCCGAUCAAGAAUCCCGAAUACGAAGCCUUUUUCAAGGCCCAGAGCGAGGAUGGCUGGCCUCCUCCGGCCCAUAUGAUUGAUGCGUUCCGAUCUCUCUUGACCAACCCUUCCCUUCCCGCAUCCGAAGUAGCACAACAGGCUGCAUCGCUUUACAUCCAACAGUCCGAUCCAAAUCCAGAUUACACGUCACUCUGGCCGCUCCUCUUUGACGCGAUUGAGAAGUUCACCGAGCAGAAUGACCGACUGCUUGACUUUGUGGUUGAGUUCCAGCGGCUUCCCGAUCAUAACGGAGCUUUCCACCAGCUGAAUGGGCUCACUGAAUAUUUGGUGGAAUUUGUGUUCGAUUAUGUGGAUCACCCAUUCUACGAUCCGCAACGAGACCAAAAGCGUCAAGGCUGGGUUAACAUCAAUGCCUUCACGGCCAAGCUCCAUAAUACCGGCAUUCGUCCGGAGGGCCGCGGUCAACUCCAUCACGCGAGUUGGGUCAUGAGGAAGACACUCGAGAAAGCCCCAUGGGAAGUAUUCCAUCAUGCAGAUAUCGAGGAAUGUCUGGAAUCGUUGCAGGAUGGGUACGUUGAGGAUUAUGAGGGCGAACUUGACGAGGAGUAUAACGACAAACGGGAUCACUUCCUCGAGGAAAUUGACAUCCGAACCCUCAACGGAUGGAUCCCGGGUGCAGCCCAAUGGAUCCUGCUCUGUGGGAAAGAGAUCUAUGGAAUGGAGGGCUCCCUGGGCAGGGAAUGGCCGACAAAGUGGACAGGGAGCGAGGGAUGGUCGAAAGAGCGAUGGGCCUUCUGGAGACAACGAUUUGAAUGGGCCAGCACGGUUACUGCACUCGACCGAAAGACACGACAGCUUGCCCGGGAGAUGUGUGUCCCCGCGAAGGAGAGUGAUUCCAAGCAAUCAAGAUCCUCAUGUACCCGCUGUCUGCGCCGUCAUGUUCCAUGUUCCCGCUCUCAGGCCAAGCUGGCCGAUACAAGGAAACUCCAAGCCCGCCCCAACUUACCGGCGGAGUCGCAGAAUGGGUCCAGCAGGUUAGAGGAGUUUCUAUCUGACGAGAAGUCCGUUGAGCUGCUCGUCCAGGAGUAUCUGUCCAAGAUUCACGGUCGGCCCCAUUGCAUUUUCCAUCCGGUGACGUUGUGGAUCGACGUUCGCGACCGCCGAAUCGGCAAGGCUUUGCUUCUGGCGAUCUGCGCCAUGGGGGCUCAUGUCUCCAGUCGGCCGAAUCUGCGGUCCCUCCAGUCCUUGCUCACCACCGAGGCUAAACGGUUACUCCAGAUGGAUCUGGAGCGGGUCUGUCUAGAGAAUGUUCAAACGUGCAUUCUAGUCGCCAACCUAUGCGUAGCCCAUGCCAAUCCCUCGUCAGAGUUUCUGUUCUUUCGAACCGCAAUUACGAUGAUGCAAUUAAUACGACCAUUUGCGGACCAAGGGAAUAGCAACGCAGUCUCACACGAGCUCUGGAUCCGAAUCUGGUGGGCUCUUUUUGCAGCGGACAAUUGGUGCUCGUCGAGCCUGGGCUUCCCCCGCCAGAUGAAGGACUGGCCUCGGCCAGACCGAAUGCCCAUGGAUGAAAGUCUUUUUGCUGGCAUGGAUCCAGAUGCAGUCUUGCACGAUCCGAACGAACCAUGCAAGAGCCCUGGUUUGUGGGCACACAUGGCCACGCUUCAUGAGAUCUUUGGUCCAAUUCAAGAACUGAAUUGGCUCGUGGCCACCAAUAAAGAGCUACAACCAAAUCGAAUGGAACGGGACAUAGAGAAUCUUGCCCAACGACUAGAUGACUGGCAAAGGAUACUCGCAGAAGAGGAUCAACUGACGGAAGCGAACCUCGUAGGGCACAGCGAGCGAGGCACAGGGGGCAUCUUCAUGGGCCUCCAUCUUGGCUUUCAUCACUAUGCCACGUUACUUCUCUACCAGUAUCUCGAUCCCAAGUCCGCACUGACUAUGCGUGGUCGCCAGUUUGCAGCUCGAUGCAAACACCAUGCGCUUAGUUAUAGUACAUGGCUUGCCCGUGGGAGGCGACAAGCAGGAUGUGAGGCCAUAUAUCCAACGGUCGGCCAUAUGGCAAUUGUCUCCUCUUCCGUUCUGCUUCACACCCUCCUCUUUGGGGAGGAAAAUGAAAUUUCACAGUCUCACCAUUGCCUCAAAGCAAAUUUUGAGGCACUACUCGAGCUGAAAGAGUACUGGCCCAAUGUUAACACCAUGAUUGACCGAUUGAUGGAAUUUCAAAAUAAUUGCCUUCUCCUCUCUCAUCACCAACAAACCCAUCGGCUGGAUCGUUGGAUGGUGCGAUUUCUUCUGGAGUACGCCCUACCACUUGAUGACAAGGCAAUCACUCCACCUACGGCCUCGGAAAUGGAAAUUAUCUCCACACAGGCACAAUUCUUCUCUCAAAAAGGUCGCCUGCCAGAGUUUGGAGUCAGCUAG